Molecule: messenger RNA, 2100 nt
Organism: Chilo suppressalis (striped riceborer)
Lineage: Eukaryota; Metazoa; Arthropoda; Insecta; Lepidoptera; Crambidae
Source: the annotation of a GenBank genome assembly
GAAAUAUGAUAGGCUUCUUUUCAUAUAUUUGUGAACUCAAGAAAGAGCUGCUUGUGGGAAUAUCAAUCUCUAUAAUUUAUAUAACCUACUAUCUGGUGGAAGCAGUCAAGAAACCUGUCAUAAUCUGUCGUAAAGGAGAAUUCUUAGAUUUCUUGGAAGAAAAAGUUCCCUUGCUGAAUGAACGAUAUUGGCCGACGCCAUGGUGCGUCGAAUCAAGGCUGCAGACUGUUAUAGGCUCGUUGUUGCGCACGCGACUUCUGUCGCCCGUACAAUAUCGUAGAGAAGUGCUAACGUUGUCUGAUGGAGGGCAAGUAGCUCUCGACUGGGCGAUAGCUGCAGAAGAUGGGGCGGGGGUGAAGGAAGGAGGUAAAGGCGGGGCGGGGGUGAUGCUAGUGUUACCGGGCGUCACGGGCGACGCACGUGCAGACUACGUGCGAUGUUUGGUUGCUGCGGCCGUUCAACUGCGACUGCGAUGUGUAGUCGUCAACUAUAGAGGCCUUGGAGGACUUCCACUUACGACGCCGCGGCUGUACAGCGCAGUGAGCCACUCCGACUUAGCGGAGGCUGUGCGUGCUAUUGAGAAGAAAACAGACGGGCCUCUGGUAGCGACGGGAGUGUCACUAGGAGGGCUCGUACUGACACAAUACCUCGCCGCUAGCGCUGAUAGCACGCCCCUGCUCGCCGCGUUAGUCGUCUCCUCGCCGCUUGACGUCGUGCGAGGGUCGGAGUGCAUAGAGCGGUGGCCUGUGAACGCACUUCUCUCGUACCACAUAGCUCGUAAUCUGCGACGUGCCGUCGAAGCGAUGCGCACCUUAGGCGCCGUUCUCGACUGGGGUGCUUUAGAGCGGUGUCGAUCCGUCCGCCAGUUUGAUUCCAUCUUCACCGCGCCCCACUUCGGCUUCCCGACCGUAGACGACUAUUACCGAGAAGCGUCGUUACGAGGGAAACUAAACAGGGUGCGCGUACCACUGUUGUGCUUGUGCGCAGCUGAUGACCCGUUCCAACCUUUGGAGGUUAUUCCAACUGCCGAAGCUGCGGAAAGCGAACGAGUAGCUCUAGCGGUGACAGCUCGGGGGGGACACAUAGGAUUCCUAGAAGGCUGGUGGCCAUCAUCCCCACCACGAGACCACUACUUGUCCCGACUUGCCGUGCAAUACUUCGGUGCGAUACUCAAACACCCAGACAUCCUAAAGUUGUCGAAUAACAAUUAAGAACGAUUGCGGUUGACGCUUACGAAGAGCGUAAGGUGGUCAUCGAAAAAAACGACCUCACUUUUUGUCGAUUAAACUAAAUCAAUGAUUCCGCAAGACAGAGUUGCUUGAGAAUUUUACUGUGACAGAGUAAAUUUUUGAUUAAACUUUUGUUUCAAACUUAGAAGGAAACAUUUAUUUCGGGUCAGUUUUUUCGAUGAUGAUUUUGGUUAGUCUGUAUACCUGUGUGAUUGGCGUACCUACACGGUACAGUUUAAUUAUUUUUACAAUAAAGAAAGCGGGAGUUUUCAAACAUAAUGAGGCUUUUCAGACCGUUCCUUAGAACAACUUGUUGUUAUCAAAAGGCUGAAAGGAAUAAGUUUUUUAGACAUUAAAUAAAAAUUCGAAUAGCAAGGGAUGUCAAUUUGGUACAUAUAAAAGCGGAGCUUCAAAUGAAUAUAGGUACAUAUCCUUUGAAACGAAUAUGAAUUUUAGAUACUUAUUUCAAACCAAUGCUAAUAUAAUUAAAAAUAGCGUUUUCAAAAUCUACAUUUCCUGUGGAAACUCCUUACCGAUGUUGUCAAUUCAACAACUGUAUUCUUUAUCCUUAUCAUCUCGAAGUCAUAAUUUUUCACAUUCAUAGGAAUGCGCCGAUUUGUUCAAAGAUAUAUUUACGACAAUUAUUACUUCAAGAUAAGUAUUUAGUAGGUAAGUAUUACCUAGAAAUGGUAUGCGGAAAUCGGAAAAUCCCUUUUGUUGAUGAUAAUGCUGUGUAGGUGCGCCAACGUUUAAUAUUUAAAACUUCAACUGACGUUUGUCUCGCUAAUCGUUUAAUACCUUAAUCGAUACCGAAUUUUACCAAAAUAAUUUUAAGUUUACGUGCCUAUGCUAGAAAUAAAAAACGCCGGUG